Molecule: messenger RNA, 2115 nt
Organism: Capronia coronata CBS 617.96
Lineage: Eukaryota; Fungi; Ascomycota; Eurotiomycetes; Chaetothyriales; Herpotrichiellaceae
Product: acetoacetate-CoA ligase
Exons: 3
Coding region: 1-2115 (704 amino acids)
Biological process (GO): lipid metabolic process
Cellular component (GO): cytosol
Molecular function (GO): acetoacetate-CoA ligase activity
Source: RefSeq, a predicted model, not a curated record
AUGGCAGAGGCACAUGAACACUCGAUACCGCGCAAGUUGUGGGAGCAUCCUGAUCCCAAGAGCACGCAGAUGUGGAAGUUCAAGACGAGUCUGGAGAAUGCCACGGGCCGGAAGUUUGAGAACUACGACGAACUCUACGACUACUCCAUCACCCAGAACUCCGACUUCUGGAGGCAUGUCUUCCAAUACUUCCCUAUCGUGUACAGCGGAAAGAUCCCCAACCCGGUCGUUAACGAAACUGCGCGGAUGGACUCGAUCCCGCGCUGGUUCCCGGGCGUCACGAUCAAUUUCGCCCAGAACAUCCUUUUCUCGGGAGACGGACAUGGAAACCCGGUCAUCGACGCCGCCAAAGCCGACGACAAGAUCGCCUGCACCGAGGUGCGAGAGGGCAGCUUCCUUGAACCGAUCCAUCACGUGUCCUGGAAGGAACUGCGGCAGAGGGUGGGCACGCUGUCACAGGCGAUGAGAGCCCGAGGGGUCAAAAAGGGCGAUCGCAUCGCCGUGGUCGCCAGCACCAGCGUGGACACGUUGACGGUGUUUCUGGCGACCACGGCGCUGGGCGGGCUGUUCAGUUCCAGCUCCACCGACAUGGGCGUCAAGGGCAUCUUGGACCGGCUGACGCAGAUCAAACCCAAGUAUCUCUUCAUGGACGACUGGGCCGUGUAUAACGGCAAGACCAUCGACCUGCGCCCGAAGAUGAAGGACGUCAUGGCCGGCAUGACUGGCGUCGCCGAGUUCGAGGGAAUCAUUCCACAGGUCCGCUUCGCCCAUUCGCCGGCUGAUGUCUCGGCGGUGCCGCGGGCGCAGACGUGGGCCGGCUUCAUCUCUGCCGCCAAAUCCUCCGAUCUGGAAUUCGAGCCGACCGCCUUCUCGGAUCCGUUUUUGGUCGUCUAUUCUUCCGGCACUACGGGACAGCCGAAAUGCAUUGUCCAUGCCAUUGGCGGCGUGGUCAUCAAUGCUCAUAAAGAAGGCGUGCUGCAUCGGUCCAUAGGGCCGGAGUCGACCCAGCUCCAGUACACGACGACCGGUUGGAUCAUGUACAUGACUAGCCUGCAGGCGCUGCUGAUGGGAUCCCGCAUCGUCCUCUACGACGGUAGCCCCUUUGUGCCGCAUCUCACCGAUUUCAUCAAGUUGUUGGGUCAGGAGAAGGUGACGCACCUGGGUAUCAGUCCGCGCUAUCUGCAGACCUUGCAGUCGAACAACGUCAUCCCAAAGAAAGUGACUGACCUUAGUCAUCUGAAAGUCGUGACGAGUACGGGUAUGGUACUUGCGGACCAACUGUUUGAAUGGUUUUAUGAUCAAGCCUUCCCGGCUUCGGUCCACUUGGACAAUAUCUCAGGGGGCACGGAUUUGGCUGCUUGUUUCGGCUGCGGCAACCCCAUUGUCCCUGUAUAUGUGGGCGGAUGCCAGUCUCGCGCACUCGGCAUAUCGGUAAAGGUCUACGACCAGACCGUUGAAGGCGGCAAAGGUGUCAAGGGCGUCGAGGUGCCAGAUGGUGUGCCGGGUGAACUGGUCGCAGAUAAAGCGUUCCCAACCAUGCCGGUCACGUUCUAUGGCGAUAAUGGGCCGCAACGGUACUUCGACAGCUAUUUUGCACGUUUCGACAAUGUUUGGACCCACGGCGACUUCAUCAUGAUCCAUCCUGUCACGAAACAGGUCUUCUUCCUCGGCCGCGCCGACGGCGUCCUCAACCCCAGUGGUGUACGUUUUGGUUCUGCUGAGAUCUACAGCAUCAUCGAGGCCAAAUUUGCCGAUCGCAUCAGCGACAGUAUCUGUGUCGGACAGAGGCGGCCGCAGGAUGUGGAUGAGCGAGUCAUGUUAUUUUUGUUGAUGAAACCGGGCCAUCAAUUCACGCCGCAGUUGGUGAGAGAGGUCAAAGAGGCGAUCCGAAAAGCCACGAGUCCGCGGCAUGUGCCUAAGUUUGUGUUCGAAACCAAAGAAAUCCCGACAACCGUCAACCUUAAGAAGGUCGAAUUGCCGGUGAAACAGAUUGUGUCUGGGAAAGUCAUCAAGCCAUCUGGGACAUUACUGAACCCGCAGAGCCUCGACUAUUACUAUCAGUUUGCAAAAGACGAGAAUUUAGUGGACCUGGCAGAACCCAAGGCGCGACUUUGA